AUGACCUCAUUGAUCUCCCAUGUCUCAACAUCUGAGCACCCUAAGAUCAAACUCUACACCAACCAUGGAUGUGGUUGGUCUCAGCGUGUGCAAAUUACAUUGAGAGAACUCAAGCUUCCAUAUGAGGAAGUUCUUCUCGACCUUGACAAGCCUAGGCCAGAUUGGUUCUUGGAGUUGAAUCCGCGCGGCCUUGUCCCUGUCCUGCAAUACACACCUGCAUCAACUCCAGAGAAGACACACACGCUGACCGAGUCGGCCUUGAUCAUAAACUUUCUGACCUCAUUGCAUCCAUCGCAUUUGACACCAUCAGGCCCUCCCAGUGUCGAAGACAGCUAUCGACAGUAUCUUACAUCCUUCCUAACCGACACCUACUUCACCAAGAUCAACCCAUUGAUGUUUAAGCUUGUCGGUGCCACGACACCUGAAGCGAAAGAGCAAAUCAUCGAUAACAUCCUCACCAAACUCCAGAAUGACAUUGAGCCUCUCCUCGUCCAACACCUUGGCAAGACCGCCGUGGAGAUCCAAUCCGACCUUGAGCCGACAUACUUCCUCUCCUCGCCACACCUGACCCUGGCGGAGAUUAGCAUCGUUCCCUUCUCCAUGCGGCUCCUGGAAUUUAGCAACGGCUCGGUUUUCCCAAAGACACUGAGGAAGCGAGCCGAGGCUGAGACGCCUGUCUUCUAUGCGUGGUCGAACCGCACCAUGGCCAAUCCCCACGUCUGGGAAUACUGGGGCGACUCCGCGUACUGGAUCGCCCGCAUCGAGGAGCGCUUGCCCGCAGCGCGGGAGAAGUAUCGUGAUUCGUGA
Messenger RNA from Exophiala aquamarina CBS 119918, 807 nucleotides. RefSeq lists its product as uncharacterized. Gene Ontology annotation, cellular component: cytoplasm. The record is from RefSeq and is a predicted model, not a curated record. Lineage: Eukaryota; Fungi; Ascomycota; Eurotiomycetes; Chaetothyriales; Herpotrichiellaceae. The transcript is spliced from 2 exons. The coding region runs from base 1 to 807 and encodes 268 amino acids.